Messenger RNA from Morus notabilis, 1181 nucleotides. Its product is annotated as protein N-lysine methyltransferase METTL21A. The record is from RefSeq and is a predicted model, not a curated record. The transcript is spliced from 5 exons. Bases 10 to 894 code for a protein of 294 amino acids. NCBI's taxonomy places the organism in Eukaryota, Viridiplantae, Streptophyta, Magnoliopsida, Rosales, Moraceae.
GAGAGAGAAAUGAGCGACGAGAGUGAUAGAAUGGUGAGAUUGGGAUCCUACGGAGGAACAGUGAGGUCAUUGCUUCUUCUUAAAGGUGACGGUGACGGUGACGGUGACGAUGACGAGGAGGAGGAGGAUGAGGAUUUCGGCACCGCCGCCACCGCGGCCGCCGCUGAGGAGACGAUGCUGCUGUGGGGAAUCCAACAACCCACUCUCUCCAAACCCAACGCCUUUGUCUCUCAACACUCUCUUUGUCUCUCUCUCGACGCCUGUGGCCACUCGCUCUCCAUUCUUCAGUCCCCUUCUUCCCUGAGCACUCCUGGAGUAACUGGUGCCGUAGUGUGGGACAGUGGAGUUGUCUUGGGGAAGUUUCUGGAGGAUGCAGUAGAUUCAGGGAUGCUUAAUCUUCAAGGCAAGAAGAUUGUUGAGUUGGGCUCUGGAUGCGGAUUAGUUGGCUGCAUUGCAUCUCUUUUAGGCGGUCAAGUCAUCCUCACUGAUCUUCCGGAUAGACUCAGAUUACUAAGAAAGAAUGUUGAAGUCAAUGUUGGUCAUGAAAAUGUAAGGGGUUCUGCAACAGUGACGGAACUGACUUGGGGAGAUGAUCUUGAUAUGCAACUGAUUGAACCACGACCUGAUUUUGUUUUAGGGUCUGAUGUGGUCUAUAGCGAGGGAGCUGUGGCAGAUUUAUUGGCGACACUUCAGCAACUCUGUGGCUGCGAAACAACAAUCUUUUUGGCUGGAGAGCUUCGAAAUGAUACUAUCCUUGAAUACUUUCUAGAAGCGGCAAUGAAGGAUUUCCUGGUUGGGCGUGUUGAUCAAACACAGUGGCAUCCGGACUAUUGUAGUCGACGUGUUGUUCUAUAUGUUCUGGUAAAAAAACCAUUAUUGAAUAAACGAGAAUGAUUUUGAACCAAAUAAUGCAUAUCUAUGCCAGCACAACACAUAAAGGAAGAAAUGCCUUUUGCUUUCUUAAAAAAAAGAAAAAAAGAAAGAAAAAAAGAAGAAGAAGAUGAAAGAAGAAGCUGAAAUUCGGCCUCAAGCUUCAAGUAUAAAUUAUAUUUUGCGUGUUUUUCCCUUGUUCGAAUGAAUAGUUUGUUCAGUCUUAUGAUUUAUUGUUGAAAUGGAAUUAGCUGAAAUAUAAGCCGUUGUGCAAAAUAUAGUGGUAGAUGACAGGCUUUAAAUAUCAUUGA